This is a messenger RNA of Cucurbita pepo subsp. pepo (vegetable marrow), 1173 nucleotides long. The record is from RefSeq and is a predicted model, not a curated record. NCBI's taxonomy places the organism in Eukaryota, Viridiplantae, Streptophyta, Magnoliopsida, Cucurbitales, Cucurbitaceae.
GCUAUAUGAAUAUAAACCCUAAAACCUUCAAAUCCACUGCAUCACCACCUGUUCCCCUCUGCUCUGAUUCGGCGACGAUGAGGCCCUUGGACGAGAAAGAGACCACCGCCGUGUUUGAGAAGCUCCACAAAUUCACCGGUAACAACCUCAAGAACAUUGUCGAGAACCCCUCUCACGAAGGGCCCGGGCCAAAUCCCGGCCGCUACUGCUUUCGCCUUCAUAAGAACAAGGUAUAUUACGUCAGUGACUCCCUUGUUAAGCGAGCUACCAACGUAGCCCGCAGCAACCUUGUCGCUCUCGGCACCUGCAUCGGAAAGUUCACUCAUGGCGGCAGUUUUCAUCUCACUGUUCACUCGCUAGGGCUAUUGUCUUCCAAUGCUAAGCACAAGGUUUGGCUUAAACCAACUUCUGAGAUGUCUUUUUUGUAUGGGAACCAUGUUUUGAAAGGCGGAUUAGGGCGGAUUACUGAAAAUAUUGCUCCCGGUGAUGGGGUUGUUGUGUAUUCUAUGUCGGAUGUGCCAUUGGGAUUUGGAAUUGCGGCGAAGUCCACGCAGGACUGUAGGAAGUUGGACCCGAAUGGGAUUGUGGUUCUCCAUCAGUCGGAUAUUGGAGAGUAUUUAAGGAUGGAGGAUGAGCUUUAAAGAAACAAGAUGAAGAUGAGUUGAGUUUAUUGGGUAUCGGCUUCCUGGUCCAGUUUGGUUCUUCAUAAGAAGAAAGUUACUAAACUUGUUUCUGCUCUGUUUUCUACGUGUUAAAGACGAACUGCUUACACUGUAGAAGUCUGGCUGAGAUGAGUGCAGGUUAUAUAGAUUUAUCUGAGCUGACUUGGUUUCCAUUCUAGAUCAGCGUUCCAGUAGCAGAUGGCUAGAAUGUGGCCGGAGAUGACAGUGACUAUAUUUGAGUGGAGACGAGCUGCGUGACAACCGUGUCGAGCAAGAUGGCUGGCUAAGGAGGAGCAACAAAGGGAGAGGAAGGUCACCUCAUCAAAAAACUGGUACUAAGUUAUUUAAAUUUGCCAUUUGCUAGUUGUACUUACUAAUAGGAGGUUAGAGACAAUUCUUCCAUUACCAAAUUUAAACUUUCAGACCAAAAAUGUAUUUUUGGCUAACUGUUAGCAACUUGGUGGAGGCCUAAUUUGAUGCAAUUAAAAUAUAUCAGAAACUUCUUUAUUGA